AUGGAGGACUACUUUGGCGCCUGCCGCGCGGGGGUCUUCCAACAGGAGGGCUUCAUGGCCUCCGAGGAGAUGGUGGAGCAUCUCCUGAGUGCCCCGGUGGACUCACCGACGAUCCCGGUGGAAAAAACCGUGGUGGGUCGUUUCCGGGAUGGAUCUCCUGUGCGGCUAUCCUCUUUCAACUACUUCCUGUUUGACGGCACUGACAAGCAGAUUUGGGAUCCCAUCUUUCUGGCGCGGCUGGCAUACGAGGGUUUCUUCACCAUCACCACCGGAGGAAGUAGAGAGCGUAUACCGCUGCCGGAGUUACAACCCUACUAUGGUGUGUUGGAUUGGAAGAAUUUCAAUCAAGCUAAGCCUGUGAAGAAGGCAUUGAAGCGAGUGAAAUCAGAAGAAGGAUGCCCUGGAUGCAAGUACUACCUGUACUGCAACCGGAAUUUGAAGUUGACCUACCAGGGACUGAAUCAGUACCACAAGGAUCAGAAUGGUGAGAACUGGAUGACGUGGAAGUACCUUGAAGCGUUCAAGGCAGCAAGUGACAAUCCCAAGAUUAACUUCAGGCUUCAUUCCAUUGAACUCUACGAUGGACCUCUACCUGAGGCUGGCACAUCGUCAGCUGUUCCCAAUCUGGUGGCUGGGGAGAUUGGGUAUGGCAUCGGCAAAAUCUACACGAGCUUGUCGGGAUUCAACGUCCGCGGAGACGAUGGCGUUGGCUGGAUCCAACUUUCCUGCCUGGGAAAGUGGCUGGAGUACAAAAAGUAUUCCUUCUGGAGCCUUGGCCACUGCUACAGCCCGCAGAUGGAAUACAAACGGCAGCUGGGUCAUCGCAUCUACACGCGAGAAGAGUUCCUUCAGCGGCUCAAGCUGGAACGAGGACCCUUUCGCCUCUCGGAUGAUGGGCAUGGGCACAACUCCAUGCUGCAAACGAGUGGUGAGGCUUGCGACAUGGCUGCGAUAACUGCACCAAGUCUGCAGGAAACGUUCCUGUAG
Molecule: messenger RNA, 987 nt
Organism: Cladocopium goreaui
Lineage: Eukaryota; Dinophyceae; Suessiales; Symbiodiniaceae
Source: the annotation of a GenBank genome assembly